This is a messenger RNA of Cucurbita moschata (crookneck pumpkin), 1303 nucleotides long. RefSeq names its product serine/arginine-rich splicing factor SC35-like. The coding region runs from base 125 to 880 and encodes 251 amino acids. The record is from RefSeq and is a predicted model, not a curated record. Gene Ontology annotation, molecular function: RNA binding. The transcript is spliced from 7 exons. NCBI's taxonomy places the organism in Eukaryota, Viridiplantae, Streptophyta, Magnoliopsida, Cucurbitales, Cucurbitaceae.
CCUCGGAAGAAAUAUACAAAAUUGUUGGAAUUUCUUCCACCAGAGACCUAGUUGAGCCCUGAAUCCGCCGCAGACGCUGGUCGCCACUCUCUCCAUAGCUGAAAUCGAUCAGUUGCAGAGAGGAAUGUCGCACUUUGGAAGAUCGGGUCCUCCCGAUAUCAGAGAUACUUAUUCGCUUCUCGUCCUCAACAUCACAUUCCGAACCACCGCCGAUGAUCUUUACCCGCUUUUCGACAAGUAUGGAAAAGUCGUCGACGUCUUCAUUCCCAGAGACCGCAGGACUGGGGAUUCUCGGGGAUUUGCGUUUGUUCGAUACAAAUAUGCGGACGAAGCACAGAAGGCAAUUGACAAGCUUGACGGGCGAAUGUUGGAUGGUAGAGAAAUUAUGGUUCAAUUCGCCAAGUACGGUCCCAAUGCUGAGAAAAUUCGCAAGGGGAAGGUGAUGGAGUCAUCAUCAUCGAAGACAAGGGGCAGGUCAAGGAGCCGCAGUCCACGUCCAAGGCACCGUGAUGACUACAGGGAUAGGGAUUACAGGAGAAGAAGCCGCAGCAGAAGCCGGGAGAGAUAUGAUCGUGAUAGACCCCACAGAAGUGAGAGAGAACGCCAUAGAAGUAGGAGUCGUAGUGCUAGUCCUGACUGUAAUAAAGAUCGGAGGAGAGAAAGAGAUGAUGAAAGGCGUAGUGCAAGCCGCUCCGAUAGAAGCAUGUCGCCCACCCGACAUUCCCCUGAUACUCGGAGAAGCAUUUCUCCACGUAGGACACCAUCAAGGGGUAGAAGUGAUGAUGAACAUUCACCUCAGAGAGAGAAUGGCUCACUAGAUGAUAAGCCAGUCAAUUCUCGUAGCCCAUCUCCUGCUAAAUCUGAUGCCGAUGUAAGCUAGCUAAUCUGCCAUUCUUAUUGCCAAUGAUUCUUUGAAAAAAAGUGCUGGUCUGUCUAGUGAUAUCUAUAAUUUGUGCCUGCAGGAGUGAUCUAUAAGUGCCAUAGGGAUAAUAUAUGAAAGCAAGGCAUUGGAUUUUAGAAAUUCUUUAUGCAUUUUAUGAACAAUCAUGGCAUCCCAGGGGGAUAUUUUGCACAAGUGUAUCUGCCUUUAGACUCCCAAGGACUGUUGGAUGCCUAGAUAGACGUGUAGGAUCUUGUUCUUAAUUAGUUUGAGUUAUUUUUCCCUUUUUUCCCUUUAGAUUUCAUUUUAGUAUCUGUACUAUUUACAUGCAAAAUAUGAGUCUUCCCCAGUGUUUGGUUUUGACCUCCUUAGAUGUAUAAUGAAUUGAUUCUUCUGCCUUGUAUCUUGUCUUUUUGGAACCUA